AUGUCACUCACCAGCGCGCAGAGGGCAGUUCUGAGCAACCUCGGGCCGGGCCCGCUGCCGCCGACCUACUUCCAGAAGUCGCAGUCGCUGCCCAUGAACACCAUCGUGCGCUUCGUGCCGCAGCAGACCGCCUGGAUCGUCGAGCGCAUGGGCAAGUUCAACCGCAUCCUGCAGCCGGGCCUGGCCAUCCUGAUCCCCUUCAUCGACCGCAUCGCCUACGUCAAGUCGCUCAAGGAGGUCGCCAUCGAGAUCCCCUCCCAGAGCGCCAUCACCGCCGACAACGUGACCCUCGAGCUCGACGGCGUGCUCUACACCCGCGUCUUCGACGCCUACAAGGCCAGCUACGGCGUCGAGGACGCCGAGUACGCCAUCUCGCAGCUGGCGCAGACCACCAUGCGCUCCGAGAUCGGCCAGCUGACACUCGACCACGUGCUCAAGGAGCGCGCCGCGCUCAACACCAACAUCACGGCCGCCAUCAACGAGGCCGCGCAGGCCUGGGGCGUGACCUGCCUGCGGUACGAGAUCCGCGACAUCCACGCGCCCAAGCCGGUCGUCGAGGCCAUGCACCGGCAGGUGACGGCGGAGCGGUCCAAGCGGGCCGAGAUCCUCGACAGCGAGGGCCAGCGGCAGAGCGCCAUCAACAUCGCCGAGGGCAAGAAGCAGAGCGCGAUCCUGGCCAGCGAGGCCGAGCGGGCCGAGAAGAUCAACCGCGCGGCCGGCGAGGCCGAGGCCAUCCUGCUGCGCGCCCGCGCCACCGCCGCCGGCAUCGAGGCCGUCGCCCGCAGCAUCGCCGAGGGCCGCGACGCCGCCCAGGGCGCCGUCAGCCUGUCCGUCGCCGAGAAGUACGUCGACGCCUUCGCCAAGCUGGCCAAGGAGGGCACCGCCGUCGUCGUGCCCGGCAACGUCGGCGACAUCGGCGGCAUGAUCGCCACCGCCCUGAGCGUGUACGGCAAGGUCGGCGACGCGCAGGCCAAGACCAUGGCGCGGCACAUUCUGGAGCAGGGCAAGGUGAUCGAGCCCGCGCCCCAGGGGGGGAGUGCGGAGGCGGCCAAGGGGCCGAAGCUUGCGCCAACGCCCGAGAAGGCUACUUAG
Molecule: messenger RNA, 1092 nt
Organism: Thermothielavioides terrestris NRRL 8126
Lineage: Eukaryota; Fungi; Ascomycota; Sordariomycetes; Sordariales; Chaetomiaceae
Exons: 3
Coding region: 1-1092 (363 amino acids)
Cellular component (GO): membrane
Source: RefSeq, a predicted model, not a curated record